AUGGCUAAUGGUUCUCUCGAAAAGCAAACUGAAAAGCGUGUCAUCAAGUCGAAAAAAGAACUGCUCACAACCAUCCUCACCGAUGAUGGUGAAUCAUUCAAUCAAAAGUUGAUCAAAAAGCUUGGUAUCCAAGGUGUACAGCAUGCGUUGGACCGUAAAAAACAUUUCCUAGAAAGAAUCUUAUGGCUACUGUUGAUUGCAUUGGCCAUGUACGGUGCACUGUUCAUCGGUCUCCAUCAAAUGGAACGCUUUCGGGCAAACCCCACCGUCAUACAGCUGGAUAAAAAUUAUCGUGAUUGGGUUGGAACAAUGCCAGCUGCAACAAUUUGUUUCCAGAAGCGCUUCGAUUACAGUAGGGCACUCUCCUACAUUGAACGCAACAAUCUGACCAACCGCAAAGAUUCAGCGCAACUCCAGCAUAUGGUAGACUUUAUCCAAACAAUUGUGAAUUUGACCGGAACAAACUUUAACACGUUAGCGUUAUUACCAACGUCGAUGACCAAUGAACGUCUAGCAAAUGUGGAUAUACCGUCUUUACUGAGUGAGGUACAUCCAAAUCACGAUGUUGUAAUAUAUGGUUUUAACCAAGUUCAAGAUAAGCUACUAAUUAAAAAGGUAAUGACGGAGCGUGGCAUCUGCUACAUGCUAAACUCUGCGUUUACGGAAAUUCAAAUCAACGCUAUUAAAAGGUUUGUGCCACUCUAUAUUAUCUAA
This is a messenger RNA of Sabethes cyaneus, 714 nucleotides long. RefSeq lists its product as uncharacterized. Gene Ontology annotation, biological process: sodium ion transport. Bases 1 to 714 code for a protein of 237 amino acids. Gene Ontology annotation, cellular component: membrane. Lineage: Eukaryota; Metazoa; Arthropoda; Insecta; Diptera; Culicidae. The record is from RefSeq and is a predicted model, not a curated record. The transcript is spliced from 3 exons. Gene Ontology annotation, molecular function: sodium channel activity.